ACUAUCUGAAAGCCAAAGACCAAAGUUUCCAGCUUUUCAAAUUUCAACCAUGCAGUGGUCAAACAAAAGAGCUAAACAAGAGGAAACUGUUACAGUCAACCAUCAAAUUUCAAAGCCAAAGUUCACAUAUGAACAAGAAUUUUCUAUUAUGAUUUCUGCUUUAACAAAUGUUAUAACAGGUGAUACAACUCAAGAAUUUCAAUAUAUAAUUUCAUCUUCUUCACCUUCUACGUGCAUGUCAAGUUUAGAGCCACCUCUGUUUCGUGUUCCAACCGAACCAGAGCCAUGUCAAUUCUGCAAAAUAAAAGGGUGUUUAGGUUGUAACUAUUUUGGAGCCCCAGUUGCUGCUGCUGAUAAUAAUAACAAGGCCAAGAUUGUUGCCAAGAAAAAGAAGAAGAAUUACAGAGGAGUGAGACAAAGACCGUGGGGAAAAUGGGCAGCAGAGAUUAGAGAUCCAAGAAGGGCAACUAGAGUAUGGCUUGGGACUUUUAAUACAGCAGAAGAUGCAGCUCGAGCUUAUGAUAGAGCAGCCACUGAAUUUAGAGGUCCUAGAGCUAAGCUUAAUUUCUCAUUUGCAGAUUACACAUCAACUCAAUUACAACAGAAUGCCACUACUUCUUCCCAGCAACAAGAAGAGCCUGUACAGUUAAAGAAGGGAAUUAAAACAGAUGUAGGUAUUGGAAAAGAAGAAGAAUUCUGGGAACAAUUAAUGGCAUCGGACAAUGAGAUUCAAGAUUGCUAGAACAUGAUGGAUUUCAAUGGCCAUUCUUCAGAUUCUGCUGGAGGAAGUAUUGCUCAUAGCUUCUGAUGAUCACUUUCAAUUAAAGAAGAAUUGGAAAAAAAAAGGAGAAAAAGAACAAAAGAAUUUGCAGUAGACUCCGGUGUUUCUCAUGCCCAUUCAGUUUUAUCAAAUUUGGGCUAUUUAAUAUUUUUAUUUUUAAAUGUACUUCAUUUUUGUUCUUCUGUUAAGACUCUUUACAGGAAGCCACAAUUUGCUUAAGAUGGUCAUGAAUUGACCACCCUUUGUAUAAAAAUUUACAUUGCGUAUAUAUCUAAAAUUUUAGA
Nicotiana tabacum (common tobacco) is the source of this 1065-nucleotide messenger RNA. RefSeq names its product ethylene-responsive transcription factor ERF109-like. NCBI's taxonomy places the organism in Eukaryota, Viridiplantae, Streptophyta, Magnoliopsida, Solanales, Solanaceae. The record is from RefSeq and is a predicted model, not a curated record. Gene Ontology annotation, biological process: regulation of DNA-templated transcription; ethylene-activated signaling pathway. Gene Ontology annotation, molecular function: DNA binding; DNA-binding transcription factor activity.